This is a messenger RNA of Morus notabilis, 1293 nucleotides long. RefSeq names its product diaminopimelate epimerase, chloroplastic. The transcript is spliced from 9 exons. The record is from RefSeq and is a predicted model, not a curated record. Gene Ontology annotation, molecular function: diaminopimelate epimerase activity. NCBI's taxonomy places the organism in Eukaryota, Viridiplantae, Streptophyta, Magnoliopsida, Rosales, Moraceae. The coding region runs from base 87 to 1166 and encodes 359 amino acids. Gene Ontology annotation, cellular component: cytoplasm; cytosol.
AUUUACCCUCUUCAGGUUUCGUCUGAUAAAACAAAGAGGGAGGGAGAGAGAAGAAAGAACACGUAACAGAACAAGAGUCAAAAGCCAUGGCCAUAUCCGCCGCCAUUUCAGUUCCUCUGACAUCUCCGGUGACUCGCCGCUCCUUCGCCUCCUUCACUCAUCUCCGGCAACCGAACUUUCUCAGAGCAAUACUUAGCAGCUCAACAAGCCCUAGUUUUCGCGUCAUAGCGUCGUCGUCUUCCAUGACCCUCGGAGCCGUCGAGAAGGCCUCGCCGGUGUCCUUUUUGGAUCGCAGAGAGAGCGGUUUCCUCCACUUCGUCAAGUACCACGGCCUCGGCAACGACUUCAUUUUGGUGGAUAAUAGGGAUUCUUCGGAGCCUAGGGUUACUCCGGAGCAAGCGGUGAAGCUUUGUGAUCGGAACUUUGGAAUUGGGGCUGAUGGAGUCAUCUUUGCUAUGCCAGGCGUCAAUGGCACCGAUUAUACCAUGAGGAUUUUCAAUUCUGAUGGAAGUGAGCCCGAGAUGUGUGGUAAUGGAGUUCGGUGCUUUGCUCGGUUUAUUGCUGAGCUUGAGAAUUUGCAAGGAAAGCAAAGUUUUACUGUUCAUACCGGUGCUGGUCUAAUUGUUCCUGAAAUACAAGAUGAUGGCCAGGUUAAGGUUGAUAUGGGGGAACCGAUACUUAGAGCGUCAGAUGUACCCACAAGAUUACCUGCAAAUAAGGAUCAAUCCGUCGUGAAGUCAGAGCUGCAUGUCGAUGGAAUAACCUGGAAUGUGACCUGUGUUAGCAUGGGAAAUCCUCAUUGCGUAACUUUUGGUACAAAAGAUGCCCAGAAUUUGCAGGUUGAUGAAUUAAACUUGGCUGAAAUUGGACCUAAAUUUGAGCAUCAUGAGGUGUUUCCAGCUAGAACCAACACAGAAUUCGUGCAAGUGUUCUCUCCUUCACAUGUCAAAAUGCGUGUUUGGGAGCGCGGUGCAGGAGCAACUUUGGCCUGCGGGACCGGUGCUUGUGCUGUAGUUGUUGCAGCAGUUCUUGAGGGUCGUGCUGGGAGGAAUUGCACUGUGGACCUGCCAGGAGGGCCGUUGCAAAUCGAAUGGAGGGAGGAAGACAAUCAUGUGUACAUGACAGGUCCCGCUGAAGUCGUGUUCUACGGAUCUGUCCGCCUUUGACGUGGCUCGUGAAGAUUCUGUUGUUUGUUUUAAUUUGUUAUAAAUGAAGAGAAGAUUUUGUUGUUUAGAUUCAUGAUAAUUUUGUAAAAUUGCAAGUGAAAGGAAGUCGUGGGGACAUUGGGGCGUC